This is a messenger RNA of Erythranthe guttata (spotted monkey flower), 1205 nucleotides long. It is a transcript of the gene FACE2, whose product is annotated as farnesylated protein-converting enzyme 2. Gene Ontology annotation, biological process: CAAX-box protein processing. Gene Ontology annotation, cellular component: endoplasmic reticulum membrane. The record is from RefSeq and is a predicted model, not a curated record. Gene Ontology annotation, molecular function: metalloendopeptidase activity. NCBI's taxonomy places the organism in Eukaryota, Viridiplantae, Streptophyta, Magnoliopsida, Lamiales, Phrymaceae.
GUAUAUACAUAACCGAUUCAGUACAGUAAUCCGGCGCCAAUGGAGCAGCACGAAGGCGGCGGCGGCGGCGGCGAGGGCGGCCUUACGAAGUCCGCUGCUGUGGCAGCUUGCACCGCCAUGGCAGUGUUUUACGUUGCGAUCCUAUAUUCUCCAACGCUGGUUCUCCGAUUACCCCCUCCGAUUUCCUUUAAAUCCUAUAUGAUACGCCGGUUUGUGUGCGCCGCCAUCUCCUCCGUCGUCUCCCUCGUCGUCUGCUUCUUCAUCCUCCCGAUAACAAGGCGCGAUGCAUCAAAUCUGUUUGGCGUUUACGGCAUCAGACUGGAUCACACUUGGCAAGCUUUGGUCUUUCCUCUAUCACUUACUUCCCUCAUGUACUCUGGGUCCUUUGCCCUGAAGUUUUUGUCAAUGAUCCAAGCAAGCAACGAAUAUUUGAAUAGUGGUGGAACUGUAUCAGUUGUAUGUAUGAAGACCAUUUUAUGGAAGAUCGUUGAUUGGGUAGUUUCAUUAACUUCCAGCAUCUCAUCUUGGCGUAACUACUUUGUGGCUCCACUUACGGAAGAGUUGGUAUUCAGAGCUUGUAUGAUUCCUUUGCUACUGUGUGGAGGAUUCAGUACCUAUACUGCCAUAUUUCUCUGUCCCAUAUUUUUCAGUUUAGCUCAUUUGAACCACUUACUGGAGGUCUAUGCCCAACAGAACUUCAGUUUGGUCAAAGCUUGUUUAGUUGUAGGUCUCCAGCUAGGAUAUACUGUCAUCUUUGGGGCGUAUGCGUCAUUCCUUCUUGUCCGUACUGGACAUCUAACAGCUCCGCUAGUAGCUCAUAUAUUUUGCAACUUUAUGGGCUUGCCUGUUAUAUUUUCUCGUCGUUCUGAUUGUUCGUUUCUUUGUUCCUUGUGGUUUUCAGGGAUAGUAAUUGUGGCAUUUGUACUGGGAAUGCUGAGUUUCGUAUGGAUGCUUUUCCCAUUAACGGCCCCGCAAUUGUACAACACUACAACGGAGAAAUGCAGUUGUUGGCAUGGAUAUUGUAAUUGGAGCUAACACACAAAUCUCCUUUUAAUAGGGGAGUUCUUUGCUAAUGAAUUAUUACAUUUCUUUGAAUUUAUGGGCCUGAGACUAUACAUAUAUAUAUAUAUGUGUAUGUAUGUAUAUGUGCAUAUACAGCCUUAUUUUUCUCACAUCUUAAUAAUGAUAUUGAAUCGCAUAAAUCU